UUUCAUGCCACAUCAGUUUUUAAUUUACCAAGAAAAUGUUGGACCCGGCUUUACGGAUGGGCAUUAGAAUUUAUUAAGUAGAGAACAUAUUUAAAAUAUUACAUCGUUUAAUUAUUGAUAUCUAAAGUUUGGUCAAAAUAUUAUGAAGUGCAAGAAUUCUUGAAAACAAAACAAAAAUGUGGAGACAAACUGCUUGCCGGACGCUGGUGUUUGUAUUUAUAAUUUUUACAUCGGUUGCACAGAAUAUUGCAUCGGAUCUCCCAAGUUCUCAUUCCCAAAGUUACUCAGUUACAACGCUUAUUAAUGCUAAAUGGCAACAAACACCAUUGUAUUUAGAAAUUGCAGAAUAUUUAGCUGAUGAAAAUCCUGCUUUGUUCUGGGAUUAUGUGAAUGAAAUUUUGACUCAACAAAAGCCAAUUAAAGAAUAUACUUCAGAUUCGAACCAGUAUUUGGCAGCGAUUAAUGUUGCCCGUAAUCGCCUUAAUUUACUUCAGUUACCAUUGCUUAAAUUGGUCGUGUCAUUGCACAUUUUAACUCCUAGGAUACAAACACAUUUGCAAAUAUCGAAUGAUAUAUAUGCAAAGUCUACAUGUAAGGAAGAUACCUUUGUCCAACUUGAUACUGAAGUCAUAUGUAGCAUUGAUAAGUUGAUAGAAAAACUCAAUUCAAAAACCGAGUUUUUGGAAGAACCUGUUACAUACAGUUUUGACCAUGUUUAUCCCGGAUCGGAGAAUAAUUCACGAACUGUAAUUUUGUAUGGAGAUUUCGCAUCAAACAGUUUUCCCGCAUUUCACAAAAUAUUGUCAAAAGAAGCACUUACUGGAAAUAUACGUUACGUUUUCAGACAUUACUUUGCGAAUAAUACCAUAAGUAAACCCGUACGUCUGUCCGGCUAUGGUGUCGAGCUUCAUCUUAAAUCUACUGAAUACAAAAGUCAGGAUGAUGCGCCGAAGACAAAUGAUGACACGUUCAAAAAUGAAACAGAUGAAGAAUUUGAAGUUAAAGGUUUUGACUUCAAAAUUCUCAAGAAUAGAUUUCCAAGUUUGACUGCCUCUUUAGACCAAUUGCGUUACAAUCUUUUAAAGGGCAACGAAGAAAUCACCCAAUUGAAAGCAUGGGAGUUUCAAGACUUGGGAUUACAAGCCGCCGUAGCUAUUUCUGAAGUGCAAGGCGAUGAGGCCUUGCAGGUUCUGCAAUUUAUUGCUCAUAAUUUCCCAAUGCAAGCACAUACACUUCUGCAUCAUAAAGUAUCCGAUGCAUUACGAGCUGAAAUUAAACACAAUAUCGAAGUUUUUGGACGCAGUUUAAAUAUAAUUCCACCAGAUGGUGCACUAUUCAUAAAUGGUUUAUUUUUUGAUGCUGAUACAUUGGAUCUUGGUGCUAUAGUUGAAACAGUGCGCGCUGAAGUUCAUGUGCUAGAGAGUCUGCAUAAGAACAAUAUACGCGGUCCACUUGCAGCUGCGCUUCUCGCGCUGGAUCUUUCUGGAGCAGCGAGCAAAGAAUUCGCAAUCGAUAUUAGAGAUACAGCAGUAAUGUGGAUAAAUGACAUAGAGACCGACGCACAAUAUCGUCGUUGGCCAUCAAGCGUAAUGGACUUAUUACGACCUGCCUUCCCAGGAAUGUUACGAAACAUACGUAAAAAUAUAUUUAACUUGGUUUUAGUGGUUGAUCCACUAAAUUCUGGAAGUAGAAAUAUUAUAAAAUUGGCAGAGAGUUUUGUCAUCCACCAAGCGCCAGUGAGACUUGGUCUAGUAUUUGAUAUCCGUAGUGCCGAAAAAGAUACUGCUAAAGACUAUAAUUCAAUUAUUUGUGCAUACAAUUAUGUAACUCAAAAUAUGGAUGGCCGAUCAGCGUUAAGUUUUUUGACAGACGUGUUUGCAGCUGCAGAUUCUACAGAAAAGGUGCGAUACACACAUAUUCGUAGUCAAUUCAAAAAAACCUUUAAUAAUUUAUCUGGCGGCAAAAUUGAUGAUAUUUUGGGCGAAGAUUCUGAUUACGAUUAUGGAAAACAAUUGUCGUUGGAAUUCAUUGAGCGUUUGGGAUUUGCCAAUUCCCCACAGGCGUUAUUAAAUGGUGUACCUAUGCAGCAAAGUAUAUUGAACUCUGAUAGUGAAUUCGAAGAAGCAAUUUUUUCGGAAAUUAUCCAGCAGACAAGUACUUUUCAGAAAGCAGUAUAUAAAGGCGAUCUAACGGACACUGACUCAGUUAUCGAUUAUCUUAUGAAUCAGGAUCAUGUUAUGCCACGGUUAAAUCAGCGUAUUCUCAACACAGAUACCUCGAAAUUCCUGGACUUUUCCGGAACCGAAUAUAAGGACUUAAUGAAUGUUCAAGAUCUAGCUCAGCUUUCAAAUAGAGACAUGACGGCAACUUUAUUGUCCAAUAUAAAAUAUUUCGCCGCUAAACAUGCUACUGAACGCAUUGGUAGUUACGAAUUAAACUUCUUAACUAUCUGGGUUAUUGCUGAUAUUGAACAAGUAGAAGGUCGGGAGCUGUUGGCGAAUGCUCUUAAGUAUCUUAAGUCUGGAAGUAGUGUGCGAAUAGGAUUUUUGCCUAAUAUUGAAGGUUCAUCUGCCUCAAAUAAAAACAAUUUAAAUCGUUUAGCGUGGGCUGCUACACAAACACUUCCCUCCGUUGAAGCUACAGACUUAGUUUUAAAAUGGAUUAAAAAUCCCAAUUCCAUAAGUGAAAUUCCAGAUGCUAUCAACGAAAUACUUUCAUCAACUGAGUUGCAUAUGAAAAUGCUGCGAGUUUAUGUGCAACGAAUUUUCGGUUUGCCGAAGUCUGGCCGUUUAGUAGUUGGAAAUGGUAAGAUAUUCGGCCCGUUGACAACAGAUGAAAAGUUUAAUAUCGAAGACUUUGGGCUGGUUGAUCGGUUCAAUGCAUUUCAAUAUGGCGAUAAAAUCCGAAAUAUAUUAAAGCAAAGUGUCGAAAGUGACGCAGGUACUACUGAUGAUAGUGUAAUUAAUAGUGAUACUUUACUGAAAUUAUAUGCCAGCCUUGUGCCCAGACAAUCAAAAACUCGUUUUAAGAUACCCGAUGACAUUAAGAAACAUAAUUCAGUAGUUUCCUUAUCACCUAAACAACCACUUAUGCCACAUUUUGAUAUAUCUGCAGUUGUUGAUCCUGCUUCGAGAAGUGCACAAAAGCUCGCUCCAAUUCUUAUUCUAUUACGAAAUAUCCUCAACUGUGAGAUGCAUUUAUAUUUAACCCCCGUUGGGCAGCAUAGUGAUAUGCCUGUUAAGAACUUUUAUCGAUAUGUUGUGGAGUCGGAGGUUCAAUUUCAAACGAACGGGAAGUUAGCAGAAGGUCCUAUGGCAAAGUUCACAGGCUUACCUGUUAACUCGUUACUUACACAAAAUUUACAGGUGCCUGAAAAUUGGCUUGUAGAGGCUGUGCAUUCUGUAUAUGACUUGGAUAAUAUCAAAUUAAGUGAAAUCGGUGGCCCAGUCCAUAGCGAAUAUGAGUUGGAGUAUUUGUUAUUAGAGGGUCAUUGUUUCGAUUCGAAUUCCGGGGCACCUCCGCGUGGUCUCCAAAUUACGCUCGGUACACAGAAAUCUCCAGCUAUUGUUGAUACCAUAGUUAUGGCUAACCUAGGUUAUUUCCAACUCAAAGCUAAUCCAGGAGUUUGGGAACUGCGCUUGCGUGAUGGUAAAUCUGCUGAUAUCUAUGAUAUUAGCCAUGCCGAGGGUCUCAAUACAAUACAUGAAAAUCAAUUAACAAAAGUGGUUAUAAAUUCUCUGCGUUCUCAUGUGAUAAAACUUAGAGUAACAAAGAAACCUGGUAAACAGAAUGCUGAUUUGCUUGGCGACGACGAAGAAGAUGCAAAAUCCGGUAUCUGGAACUCUAUUGCUAGUUCGUUUGGAGGCGGUAAUUCACCCACUGCAGCUGGUAAAAAUGGCAUAGAGGAUGCCGAAACAAUUAAUAUAUUUUCACUUGCUUCCGGUCAUUUAUACGAACGCCUUUUGCGCAUCAUGAUGUUAUCUGUGUUAAAGCAUACAAAAUCACCUGUUAAGUUUUGGUUCUUGAAAAACUACUUGUCACCACAAUUUACCGAUUUGCUACCUCAUAUGGCACGAGAAUAUGCUUUUCAAUAUGAACUUGUACAAUAUAAAUGGCCACGGUGGCUUCAUCAACAGACGGAGAAGCAACGCACGAUAUGGGGAUAUAAGAUACUUUUCCUGGAUGUUUUAUUCCCCCUUAACGUUCGAAAGAUAAUUUUCGUAGAUGCAGAUGCCAUUGUACGCACUGAUAUUAAGGAACUUUAUGAUAUGGAUUUAGGAGGGGCACCAUAUGCAUACACACCUUUCUGUGAUUCUAGAAAGGAAAUGGAAGGAUUCAGAUUUUGGAAACAAGGUUACUGGCGUAGCCAUCUGAUGGGUAGACGAUACCAUAUCUCGGCUUUGUAUGUUGUUGACCUUAAACGAUUCCGCAAAAUUGCGGCCGGUGAUCGUUUACGUGGCCAAUAUCAAGCUUUGAGCCAGGACCCAAACAGUCUGUCAAACUUAGAUCAGGACUUGCCCAACAACAUGAUCCAUCAGGUGGCCAUCAAAUCAUUACCGGAUGAAUGGUUGUGGUGUCAAACGUGGUGCAGCGACAGCUCUUUUAAAAAAGCUAAAGUGAUUGAUUUAUGUAACAAUCCAAUGACCAAGGAAGCUAAACUAACAGCAGCGCAACGUAUAGUUCCUGAAUGGAAGGAUUAUGAUAUGGAAAUUAAAAAUUUAAUGAUAAAAAUCGAGGAUCAUGAAAAUAGUGAUCAUUAUGCCCAAGCCGGUUCAACAAGCGAAAUUCCGAAAUCAAGUAAUGAAAAUAAUGAUGAAGGAAACACGAUACACGAAGAACUGUAAUUUUCAUUCCCACCCUGUCUUGUGAUU
Zeugodacus cucurbitae (melon fly) is the source of this 4871-nucleotide messenger RNA. It is a transcript of the gene Uggt, whose product is annotated as UDP-glucose:glycoprotein glucosyltransferase. Bases 177 to 4844 code for a protein of 1555 amino acids. Gene Ontology annotation, cellular component: endoplasmic reticulum. Gene Ontology annotation, molecular function: UDP-glucose:glycoprotein glucosyltransferase activity. The transcript has 2 exons. The record is from RefSeq and is a predicted model, not a curated record. Lineage: Eukaryota; Metazoa; Arthropoda; Insecta; Diptera; Tephritidae.